AUGAUCACUACUUCCAUUGAUACUACUGAAUCAUUACCAUUAGUUUUACUCUUGUCACAAUGUUUAAUUUUAUUGGAAACUUUGAGUGAAAUUAAUGAAAAUCUCGGCCAUGCCCUAUCAACAUUACAAUCAUUAUUUAAAGAUUCUGUUCUUCGUCAAAUCUUAGCCAAACUACAUCAAUAUAUUGAUUAUUUUUCCAGAAUUUUUGUUUGGAUUGAACGUAAAGAAAUAUUGGAGUUAAUUCUUAAUUUCGAACUUGAACGAAUAAUUUCAAAUAAACGUCAAUCAUCUAAAAUCACAACGAGACCCUAUUUAUUAAUGAUCGAAGAUUUAUACAUUUAUCUUAUUGAACAUCUUCGAUUAUAUGUUGAUGUUAAAACGGAAAUUGAAAAUUCAAUAAAAGAAGAAUUUCUUGUUAUUAUUAUCAAAUGGAUUACUAAUUGUUGA
Molecule: messenger RNA, 447 nt
Organism: Rotaria sp. Silwood2
Lineage: Eukaryota; Metazoa; Rotifera; Eurotatoria; Philodinida; Philodinidae
Source: the annotation of a GenBank genome assembly